Messenger RNA from Pediculus humanus corporis (human body louse), 1698 nucleotides. RefSeq lists its product as uncharacterized. The transcript is spliced from 2 exons. The coding region runs from base 1 to 1698 and encodes 565 amino acids. NCBI's taxonomy places the organism in Eukaryota, Metazoa, Arthropoda, Insecta, Psocodea, Pediculidae. The record is from RefSeq and is a predicted model, not a curated record.
AUGGCGUCGUCAUCAUCAUCACAAAUUCAAAAUGGGAAAUCGAGGAGAUCAUCAUCAUCUGUUGUUAACGAGAGUCGUCAAAACAAAGGAAAUGAAAUUUACAAAGAUGGAGAAAAUGAAAAAAUAGAAAAUUUGAUCGAUAUUGAUGUGGGGGGCAGUCCGAAGAGGGAGGGAGAAAAAUUAGAAAUAGAUUUAUUCGGAUUUCGUUUUCAGACGGACAUACCCGAAGUUGUUAACAAAAGCGGAAAUGAAAAUCUACUCAAGGAUUUCAUGGUCGAGAAAACGGAAAAGAGAGUCAAAAGUGGUGGUGGAGGAGAAGGAGGAGAUGGGGGCGGCGGCGGCGCGGAUUUGAUUCAAAUCGAAAUCCCGGAUUCGAAACCGAUGAAAAAAUUCGAAUACGUCGAUGAGAAAAUAUUUUCAGGUUUGGACGAUCACAGUAUUUUAGAUAACAUAAUAAAAAGUUUUUCCGAAGAUGAUUUCAGUUAUUAUUUGGAGGGGGAAAAGGAGAAAAACAUAACGAGCGAUUCGGGUUUGGAAGUUUGUUUGAGCGGAUCCGACGUCGACGUUUGUUUGAAAAUAAAUAACAAAAGGGAUUUUCCGAACGAUUGUUGGUCGGAAAACAACGUCGUGGAAAAAGUCGAAUUGAAAACCCUGCAGCAAAUAUUCGACAGGAGUUUUUCCUCGAAUUUAUCAUCGCCGAGAGGAUCGACGUCUUUCGACGAUGACAUUCUAUCGACGGAACAUUCGGAUGAAAAGAGUCAUCAUUCCACGGUCGCGACGACGACGACGACGACGACGAGUUUUAAAAAUAAAACGAAAGAUUCCAGGCAUAACGGUUUCGGACAAAAGAAAAUGCAAAAAUCAAUUUCGAAAAAUUCCGGAAUGGCGGCGGGGGCGGGGGCGUCGGCGUCGGCGGCGGAUGAGAUUUCGAAAAAGUCGUCGCAAACCGUCAAAACGUCUGCUGAUUUCAUCCCAGCGAAAACGGAUUCGGUUAAUUUUUGUAAAAAAAUAAAAAGGAGUUCGUCGGAAACGAUGAAACGAUGUAAACAGGGGAGAAAAUCAAAGGAAUCAAACGUCAAAAAGGAAAUUGUUAAAAUGGAAAAAAAGAAAAUGGCGGGAAACAAAGAAUUUGAUCAUCACGAUGACGUCAUCGUCGUUGGAAAAAUAAACGAUGGUCUCAAUAAUAAGAAAAGAGAUAUAAAUUAUAAAAUGACGGAUCGUUUCGAUGAAAAUCUCAUAGAGUACAACGUUAAAAAUUUUGACGUCAACGUAAAUAACGAAAAUGGUUGUCACGUGGGAGACAGUCUUCUGGUUCAUCAAACGACGACUGAUGGUAACGGCAAAAAAAUAGACAUACUCGACGAAUUGGUAGCGGACGAGUUGGAGGAAACGAGAAAAUUGUCGAGGAAAUACGGUUUGAAAAUACCCGGAAAAGGAGUGAAAGCGGAUACGAGCAACAGCAACAACAGCAACGGUAUUCUUCCUCCUCCUACUCCUCCUACUACUUCCGUCGUCGACGCCAUAAGUCCGGAACGUUGUAUAAAAGUAUUAGAAAAUCACAUAAAACAUUUUAAACCCGUUUUAGAUGGGGGACCGAUAAAUAAUAAGAAUUAUUGCGAUAGGGAAUCGAGAUUGAAAAGUUUUCGUUACACCAGGUACGAAAGUUUCGGGGAUCCCGAUUUCGGUACUCCAGUUUAA